AUGACAGAAGUUGUACUGCUCAUCGAGCUCAUCCGCCUUCUGAAAGCUGUGCGGAUGAGGCUGUGUGAGACGGAACAGAACGCGGAAUGUGAACCCUACUACUUCAGUGCCCUCAAGAAUUCUAUGGUGUACGAACCUCCUCUCCAAGAAAAGAAAAUGCAGAGAAGACUCACCACUCGGCAGGCCUUGGAAAUGAUCCUGAGUGAAAUAAACCCUUGUGACUCAGAUGGAGAAGAUAUAGAACUUCAGCCGGAUUCGGACUCAGAGCUGUCUGAUCUGUCUUCAGAUGAGGAGACUGCUCCUCAACCAAAAAAGAGAGCCCGUUUGGGGACUGACCUGACAGAGACAGCGAAAGAUGGCACAGUGUGGCGUGAAGAACAGGUGGAGACGCGUCUCCCUUUCACCCCAAUCAAAGCGUACGCUGUAGAUGGAGAGCCAACGGCUAAGGCCAGGAAAAGUAUCUCGAGUCGCCUUCAGAGCUUCCUGUGUUUCAUCACUCUUGACAUGCUUCAUAGCAUUCAAGAAUGGACUAUUCAACAUGCACAGGAAACGGAGCAUGUUCAUUGGUUCAUGGCCCUCCCUGAACUAAUGGCAUUUAUUGCAAUUGUCAUCUUGUGGGGGCUUACCAAGGUUCCAUCACUACGUGACUGCUGGUCAGCAAACCUGGGAAACCCACAUAUCAUUGGAACAAUGCCGCGAAACCGCUUCCAAGACAUCAUGCGACACCUACGCUUUGAUGACAGGUCCACCCGGAGUGAUCGAGCAAAGACUGAUAAGUUUGCUGCAAUUUCCAGUGUGUGGGGAUCAUUUGUCACCAAUUGCAACACGUCCUACACAGAGAUUAAACUUCACGACUGCGCGUGCUGA
Carassius carassius (crucian carp) is the source of this 867-nucleotide messenger RNA. RefSeq lists its product as uncharacterized. The record is from RefSeq and is a predicted model, not a curated record. The transcript is spliced from 4 exons. Bases 1 to 867 code for a protein of 288 amino acids. NCBI's taxonomy places the organism in Eukaryota, Metazoa, Chordata, Actinopteri, Cypriniformes, Cyprinidae.